CCUCUCACUUCCCUUCCUCUAUUUGUGCCCCUUGCAGACUCUGCGUGUGGACUGUGCUGAAGUAGAUUUGGUUUGGUUGACAUUUCAAAAAUAUUAUACGACGCAGUGUACGUAUUGGGUACCCAUCGAAGAAGGGAGAAAACUGGUUAUGACGUACGUGAGGAGUCCUCGGUUGAAUUUAAAUCAGAGAGUAAACUAACUUUUACAUGGGAGAUAAAACGAGCAGACGCUGUCGAUCGACUCGGCGGACAAGAACGAUCUCGACCAUGUUUGUCAAGGUCAAGCUGCUGCUGCUUCUGUGCCCAUUUCUCUCUCUGGUCAUGACGUUGGCGGCCUCAGAUGAUGCUAAUUUUACCUAUAAUGACUUCCGAGGUGCUAAUCUUAGCCUAGACGGCUCCGCACAAAUCACACCCAACGGCCUCCUGAUGCUAACCAACGAAUCUAGUCGACAAAUGGGUCAUGCCUUCUAUCCAUGCCCUCUCCAGUUCAAGAAUCAAUCCGACGGUAAUGUUUUCACUUUCUCUUCCACUUUCGUAUUCGGGAUCCUCUCCGAGUAUCAAAAUUUAAGCGCUCAUGGAAUUGCUUUCGUGAUCACACCUUCAAGAGGGUUUCCGGGAGCUCGACCGACCCAAUAUCUAGGCCUCUUCAAUGAGUCCACAAACGGUGAUCCGUCCAACCAUAUUGUCGCAGUUGAGCUCGACACCUUCCAUAGCAAAGAAUUCUCUGAUAUCGAUGACAAUCAUGUCGGCAUCGACAUUAACAACUUAACAUCUGUUGAUUCCAAGCCAGCAUCUUAUGCCACCGAUCAAAGUGGUGGGCAUAAGAACAUAAGCCUCAAGAGUGGGAAAGCAAUGCAAGUAUGGAUCGAGUAUAAUGGCUUGGACGGUCGAAUUAAUGUCACAUUAGCUCCGAUUAAUGUGCCUAAACCAGAUAUCCCACUCUUGUCUUUGCGUUAUAAUCUUUCACCGAUCAUGAAAGACUCCAUGUACGUUGGCUUCUCGUCAGGGACGGGCACCGUUCCUACGUUCCAUUACGUGUUGGGAUGGAGCUUUAAGAUGAAUGGACCAGCUAAAGAGCUCGUCAUCUCCCAACUUCCGAAGCUACCUCGAGUAGGACCCAAAGAGCAUUCCAAAUUUCUGACGGUGGGAAUGCCCAUUAUAGGCCUGGUUUUAGCUUCCACAGUCAUCUCCGUUAUCCUUUUCAUCGUGAGAAGGAAGAGAAAGUUCGCUGAAGAACUUGAAGAUUGGGAACUAGAGUAUGGGCCUCACAGAUUCAAAUACAAAGAUCUUUACACCGCCACCAAGGGAUUUAGGGACAAAGAGCUUCUUGGUAUCGGAGGUUUCGGUAGGGUCUACAGAGGAGUAUUACCCACCUCCAAAAUCGAAGUUGCAGUGAAGAGAGUCUCUCAUGAAUCCAAACAAGGAACGAGAGAAUUCGUCGCUGAGAUUGUCUGCAUGGGUCGGCUGCAGCAACGAAACUUGGUACAACUCUUGGGCUAUUGCCGGCGUAAAGGAGGAGAGAUCUUACUCGUAUACGAUUAUAUGCCCAAUGGAAGUCUAGACAAGUUACUCUUCAACCAACCAAAGGCCAAACUCAAUUGGGGCCAAAGGUUUCAAAUCAUCAAAGGGGUAGCGUCUGGGCUAUUUUAUCUGCACGAAGGAUGGGAGAAGGUGGUUGUUCACAGAGAUGUCAAGUCCAGCUUAUUAGAUAGUGAAUUUAAUGCAAGGUUAGGAGAUUUUGGGCUCGCAAGACUGUACGGUCAUGGAAGUGAUUUCAAAACUACUCAUGUGGUAGGGACGCUAGGUUACCUUGCACCAGAGCUUACUAGGACCAGUAAACCAUCACCGAGCACAGAUGUGUUCAGUUUCGGGGCUUUUCUGCUUGAAGUGGCUUGUGGAAGAAGGCCAAUAGAUCCACAAGCAUCAGCAGAGGACGUAAUUUUGGUGGACUGGGUGUUCUCAUGUUGGAGUAGAGGGACAAUUCUUGAGACAGUAGAUCCAAAUCUGGGCAGUGACUAUGUAGCCGAGGAAAUAAUUCUAGUGUUAAAGCUUGGCCUGCUUUGCUCUCACUCUAUUCCGACUUCUAGGCCUACCAUGAGACAAGUCAUGCGGUUUUUGGUCGGGGCUGCCCCUCUCCCAGAUUCAUCUUUGCAUGGUUUGAGUGCAAGUGGUCUAAUAUUUGGACACGAUGAAGGCUUCAGCAACUUUGCCACAUUGCCUUCUUCUACAGAAUUGGCAUCCACACAACCAUCGUUGUCUUCAGACUCCCUCCUCUCAACUGGCCGUUAAUAAAUCUGUGUAAGUGCACUGAUCACCUUUUGAUGAUGAAGGAAAAGCAAGGUGGGUUGUGUAAUUUGCCUCAUUGUUUCUGAUUUUUUUAGUGAGUUUACGCAGUGAUU
Molecule: messenger RNA, 2398 nt
Organism: Nelumbo nucifera (sacred lotus)
Lineage: Eukaryota; Viridiplantae; Streptophyta; Magnoliopsida; Proteales; Nelumbonaceae
Source: RefSeq, a predicted model, not a curated record